AUGACUGUGGAGAACAUACAACGAGCAGUGGCAGCAGCAAGUACCGCAAAUUCCAUGGAAGAGACCGCAGUGGAGGAUCUGCUCAGAAUCCCGACUCAUCACCUGCUGCCCAUUUUCCUCAUGGCUUUCAUUCUCUUAAUUUUGCUCGCUGCAAUUCUGUACGACUGCAAGGCGGACAGGGAUCGCUGCAGGAAACGUUCGGGGUCGGAAUCGGACAAAACAGGUGUCUAUUUGUAUGAUGGAGAAACAGGCGAGUCAAGGAUAUACACCGAAUGA
Gongylonema pulchrum is the source of this 276-nucleotide messenger RNA. The record is from the annotation of a GenBank genome assembly. Lineage: Eukaryota; Metazoa; Nematoda; Chromadorea; Rhabditida; Gongylonematidae.